Molecule: messenger RNA, 1767 nt
Organism: Sciurus carolinensis (gray squirrel)
Lineage: Eukaryota; Metazoa; Chordata; Mammalia; Rodentia; Sciuridae
Gene: Slc25a20
Product: solute carrier family 25 member 20
Exons: 9
Coding region: 143-1048 (301 amino acids)
Biological process (GO): mitochondrial transport; carnitine transmembrane transport; positive regulation of neuron projection development
Cellular component (GO): mitochondrial envelope
Molecular function (GO): O-acyl-L-carnitine transmembrane transporter activity; low-density lipoprotein particle binding
Source: RefSeq, a predicted model, not a curated record
CUGGGCCCUCCUCCGGACCUGCCCUGGGCUCAUGCCCCGCCUAACCUAAAGUAGGUGAAAGGUCGGCGGCACCCGUGCUGCAGCUAGGGCGGUGGAGCAAGACCGCCGGGAACUGACAGGCAGACUGACUGACGGACUGACCAUGGCAGACGAGCCGAAGACUAUCAGCCCGCUCAAGAACUUUCUGGCCGGCGGCUUUGGCGGCGUGUGCCUGGUGUUCGUGGGGCACCCUCUGGACACCGUCAAGGUCCGACUGCAGACACAGCCACCAAGUUUGCCUGGGCAGCCACCGAUGUACUCUGGGACCAUUGACUGUUUCCGAAAGACUAUUAUUAGGGAGGGCAUCACAGGUCUAUACCGGGGCAUGGCUGCCCCUAUCAUCGGGGUCACCCCUAUGUUUGCUGUAUGCUUCUUUGGGUUUGGUUUGGGGAAGAAACUACAACAGAAAUCCCCAGAGGAUGUGCUCAGCUAUCCUCAAUUAUUUGCAGCUGGGAUGUUAUCUGGUGUGUUCACCACAGGUAUUAUGACCCCUGGAGAACGGAUCAAGUGCUUAUUACAGAUUCAGGCUUCUUCAGGGGAAACCAAAUACACUGGUACCUUGGACUGUGCAAAGAAGCUAUACCAGGAGUUUGGGAUCCGAGGCAUCUACAAAGGGACUGUGCUUACCCUCAUGCGAGAUGUUCCAGCCAGUGGAAUGUAUUUCAUGACAUAUGAGUGGCUGAAAAACAUUUUCACUCCAGAGGGAAAGAGUGUCAGUGAACUCAGUGCACCUCGGAUCCUGGUAGCUGGGGGCAUUGCAGGGAUCUUCAACUGGGCUGUGGCAAUCCCCCCAGAUGUGCUCAAGUCCCGCUUCCAGACUGCACCUCCAGGAAAAUAUCCUAAUGGUUUCAGAGAUGUGCUGAGAGAGCUGAUCCGGGAUGAAGGAAUCACAUCCUUGUACAAAGGAUUCAAUGCAGUGAUGAUCCGAGCCUUCCCAGCCAAUGCAGCUUGUUUCCUUGGCUUUGAAGUUGCCAUGAAGUUUCUUAAUUGGGUUGCCCCCAACUUGUGAGGCUGAAGGCUGUUCAAGAUUUCUGGAUGCUAGAAAGUGUCAUUGAGGAGAAGCUGUGGGCAGGACUAGGCAGUCCUGAAGGGUGAGGGGAGGGGGAUGGUGGGAUCAGAGCUCUGCUUGGGUUGGUGAAACUGUUACCUUAAUGAUAUCCUCUACCUUGUAUAACUUGGAGUGCCAUUUUGAAACUUGAAUUCACCCUUGUCAAUUUUAGGGGAUCUCAAGAGAAUAUGGAGAUAAGUAGCUUUUAAAACAGUUACCACCUAUGGCCAGAGUGCUACAUUGGGGUUGACUGCUAGCCCUACUAUACCCAGAAUACUCCUUGAUAAAGAGGUAAUCUCCAUCUAUCAAUGGCAGCACUAUGCAUAUUUUCAACCAGCUGAUUAGCUGAUUGAUCUUCAGUCAGGGAUACCUAAUUGACAUCCAGGAUCCAUCUAAUCCUGUGCUGCACAUAAGGAUGUGGGCUUUACAUCUGUAAAAGUGUACUGGGUGGAUAUACCUAGGAACAGAUAGCCUGUUAACCAUUGGAUUUUUAUUUUUAUUUUUUUUAACAUAAGCAAAUAGACAAAAAUAAAGCUAGAGUGGCCUAAUUUUCCAGGAGAGAGAAUUUUCCCUCCUACCCAAUGAAGGCAGUCCCAAACUACUGGAUAAGUGUGAAAGCAACUUUUGUCUCAUGAAAGCACCCAAUUUUACAGGAAACAAUAAAUAUUGUUUCUAAUUUU